CCAACUUGUCGUCAGAUUUAUGAACUGUCAAAAAUAACUAACCUCACCUAAAUUAAUAGUAAUAAUACCAAUUUAAAUCAAAGUUAAUCCAAGGUUAUCACAGUUCUUCGUCGAGAACGGGCACUUUUUUGCAUAUGAAGUAAAGUACCAUCCACACACAAAAACUGCGAUAUUAUUCCCGACUUAGAAAAUUCAAACCGGCAUUUGAAAUGACCAAAAAAAUUAAGAUCGGCAUUAUCGGAGGCUCGGGUUUAGAUAACCCCGACAUUUUAAAAAACGCCACAAUCAAAGAAGUCACUACUCCGUUUGGAAACCCAUCGGACUUCCUAACUGUGGGCGAAAUCGAGGGUGUGGAAUGCGUCCUGUUGCCCCGGCAUGGUCGUAAGCAUAACAUAAUGCCUGGAAAAGUCAAUUAUAGAGCCAACAUAUGGGCACUUAAAGACCAAGGGUGUACUCAUAUUAUUGCAGCAACUGCUACUGGUUCAUUGCAGGAGCAUAUGAAACCUGGAAAUGUAGUUAUUUUAGAUAAUUUUAUAGACAGAACACAACAACGCAAGCAAACUUUCUAUGAUGGAGAGAAAAACCAUCCUUUUGGAAUAUGUCAUUUGCCAAUGGAACCAGCGUUUAAUGAGAGAACCAGACAAAUUAUUAUUGAGACAGCGGAACAGCUAAAAAUUGACGUCCAUAAAACAGGAACUGUGGUAACUAUUGAAGGGCCACGAUUUUCAAGUAAGGCUGAAAGUCAUAUGUUUCGGCAGUGGGGAGGGCAUCUAAUUAACAUGACCACAGUUCCUGAGGUUGUUUUGGCUAAAGAAGCUGGUAUUUGUUAUGCAGCUAUUGCUCUAAUAACGGAUUAUGACUGCUGGAGAGAAAAUAAAGAUGAGCAUGUAACAGUUUUCGAUGUUCUGGCCACUUUUAAGAAAAAUGUUGCUAAAGUUACCACACUUAUUAAAGCCAUAGUGCCUAAUAUAGCCAAAGAAGAUUGGGAUCAAACUAUACAAGAGCUUAAGGAUGUCGUCAAAAACAGCGUCAUGGUGUAGCAUUUCCAGUGAACGGAUGUUUCUCAAAGAGGAUAGUGUGAAGUUACAACAAAUGUGUUACUUUUGCCAGUUUAUUACUUUAUUUCAGAACAUUUGUUUAAGUUUCUACAUUGCAUUUACGUUACGUUAUUACUUGGUUUUCUUAAUAGAAUAUUUACAAAAA
Molecule: messenger RNA, 1203 nt
Organism: Zophobas morio
Lineage: Eukaryota; Metazoa; Arthropoda; Insecta; Coleoptera; Tenebrionidae
Product: S-methyl-5'-thioadenosine phosphorylase
Exons: 5
Coding region: 210-1040 (276 amino acids)
Biological process (GO): nucleoside metabolic process
Cellular component (GO): cytosol
Molecular function (GO): S-methyl-5-thioadenosine phosphorylase activity
Source: RefSeq, a predicted model, not a curated record